Messenger RNA from Colletotrichum scovillei, 1322 nucleotides. RefSeq names its product haloacid dehalogenase. The record is from RefSeq and is a predicted model, not a curated record. NCBI's taxonomy places the organism in Eukaryota, Fungi, Ascomycota, Sordariomycetes, Glomerellales, Glomerellaceae. The transcript has a single exon. Bases 474 to 1202 code for a protein of 242 amino acids.
CGCAAGUCAGCGCAAUCGAAGAAGUCGGUUCUCUAGGUCUACCUAAGUCCAGCCGUCUUACACGGUGGCAGGCUGGUGCCGGUCACAUCCGGUCACCGGGCCGGUGCCGCGACUCCACUCAACGCCAUCGUCCAAUCGGGCCGGACUGCGAUCCGGACGGAGCGGUGGGCCGCGUCCUCGUCCUCCAGGUUCCGACUGAUAUGAUGACAUCGCGCGCCCUUGCGGGGUGGAGGCAACUCGCCUGUCGAUAGCUUCAUACUCAUAGAGGAAGACUGAUCAGUAAACGAUAGUGUUUCAAGCUGCACUUAUAGACGGCCUGUGAAAUCUGUUGAACAAAUUUUAAAAGAGAGUUGCCUUCUUGGUUCAGUACCUGUUUAUCGAUUAAACACCGCCGAUCAGAUUUAACCCCGCAUAAUUGCACCCAAAGAGACUGAAACACAUUCAACAACAACAAUACCAAUAACAAUCUCACCAUGGCCAGCCUCAAAGACUUCCGCGUCCUAACCUUUGACGUCUACGGCACCCUAAUCGACUGGGAAACAGGCGCCCUGGCAGCCCUCCAACCCCUCCUGGAAGCAAACAACCGCGCCGGAGACUUCACCCGCAAGCACCUCCUAGACACCUACCACGAAUGCGAAGCCGCGCAGCAGGCCAAAACCCCAGACCUCCCCUACGCCCAGCUCCUCACCACAAUCCACCCCCAAAUCGCCGCAAAACUCGGCCUCACAUCCUCGCCACCGUCCGCGGAGGCCUCAAAGGCCUUUGGCGACUCCGUCGGCUCCUGGCCCGCUUUCCCGGACACGGUCGACGCCCUCCGCCGGCUGGGCAAGUACUACAAGCUCGUCGUGCUCUCCAACGUCGACCGGACUUCGUUUGCGCUCAGCAAUGCGGGACCGCUGGCGGGCGUGCCGUUUGAUUUGAUUGUCACGGCGCAGGAUGUGGGGUCGUAUAAGCCCGACCAGCGCAACUUUACGUAUAUGCUGCGCGAGGUGAAGGAGAGGUUUGGGGUCGAGAAGGAGCGGGUGCUGCAGACGGCGCAGAGUCAGUUCCAUGAUCACCAUCCGGCCGAGGAGGCUGGUAUCAAGUCGUCGUGGAUUGUGAGGCCUGGGGCCGUGAUGGGGAAUAGGGAUCGCGAGGUGUUUGAUUGGAAGUUUGAUACGUUGGGGGAGAUGGCUGAUGCGCUUGAGAAGGAAUUGGCUUGAAGCGGGAUCUAUGUAUACAUUGCAUGACAGGAUGUUCUAUUUGAUGCCAGGUUCGAGUGCCGUCCUACGCGAGGUGAAAAUAUCUACUACUUGAGUUUUGACAUCUUGAAGUAUUGCGCC